Molecule: messenger RNA, 657 nt
Organism: Salvelinus sp. IW2-2015
Lineage: Eukaryota; Metazoa; Chordata; Actinopteri; Salmoniformes; Salmonidae
Source: RefSeq, a predicted model, not a curated record
AUGGUUAUCUGGGCAGCAGGGCUGGAGAGACCGCCGGGGAGCAUAGUCGCCAGUCCAGCACGGAGACUCGCCUGGCCAAAGACUGCGCCGCACACUCGCCAGGAUUGCCAAACAUUCCUGAAAAAUAUACCUGCUAUUUAUGGCAUGUGGCUUGUAACUUUACUCCUGCUGUACUCUCUCCAGGAAGUACACAGCGAGGAUGUGGGCUCUACCAGGCUGUACUUUGUGAACGCGUCCCUCCAGAGGCUGACCUACUCCAGCUCGGGGGUGUCCCUGCCCUGUCCGGCGGGCGGCACCCCCACCGCCAUCCUGCGCUGGUACCUGGCCACCGGUGAUGACAUCUACGACGUGCCCCACAUCCGUCAUGUCCAUGCCAAUGGCACCCUCCAACUCUACCCCUUCUCUCCCUCCGCCUUCAACUCCUACAUCCACGACAACGACUACUUCUGCACCGCAGAGAACCAGGCUGGCAAGAUCCGCAGCCCCAACAUCAGAGUCAAAGCUGUGUUCAGGGAGCCGUACACGGUGCGUGUGGCAGACCAGCGCUCCAUGCGGGGCAACGUGGCCGUGUUCAAGUGCCUCAUUCCCACCGCCGUGCAGGAGUACGUCAGCGUGGUGUCCUGGGAGAGAGACACCGUUUCCAUCAUCCCAGAUUAG